Molecule: messenger RNA, 2608 nt
Organism: Clupea harengus (Atlantic herring)
Lineage: Eukaryota; Metazoa; Chordata; Actinopteri; Clupeiformes; Clupeidae
Gene: chp1
Product: calcineurin like EF-hand protein 1
Molecular function (GO): calcium ion binding
Source: RefSeq, a predicted model, not a curated record
CAAGAUGACGCCAUACGCCCCAUACACUGGUGUCAGAAGGAAGUUUCGGCAAUCAGCAGAGACCUAGACAGCUUGGUUAUUGAAACUGAGACAACGCAUCUGAAGACAGGCUUGCUAGCAGGUGGCACUGACAAAAGCGGUAUUGUUAUUUUCACGUAAACUAGUGGCCACCAACGUGUGUCUAGUUUCGUGACACUUAAGCCAGAGCGUCGCAUGCGACCUGCAGACAGAGCAGCCUAACGUUAAACUACCAGCAUAAAGUAGCUAGGAUAGCUGUCUAGCUAAACUCGAACGAAUUCAUUUUUAGUAUGGGUUCCAGAGCGUCGUCAUUACUUAGAGAGGAGGACAUCGAAGAAAUCAAAAAGGAGACUGGAUUUUCCCACAGUCAGAUCACACGUCUCUACAGCCGAUUCCACAGCCUAGAUAAAGGAGAGAAUGGAGCACUCAGCCGAGAAGACUUCCAAAGGAUUCCAGAGUUGGCGAUCAAUCCUCUAGGAGACCGCAUAAUCAAUGCCUUCUUUCCAGAGGGCGAGGACCAGGUGAACUUCCGCGGGUUCAUGCGGACGCUGGCUCACUUCCGGCCCGUGGAGGACAAUGAGAAGAACAAGCACCUGGACGCUUCAGAACCCCUCAACAGCAGGAGCAACAAGCUGCUCUUUGCUUUCCGGUUGUACGAUUUGGACAGGGAUGACAAAAUCUCUAGAGAUGAGCUCCUACAGGUCCUAAGAAUGAUGGUGGGCGUAAACAUCUCAGACGAACAGUUGGGCAGCAUCGCUGACAGAACCAUUCAGGAAGCUGACACCAACGGGGACAUGUGCAUUUCCUUCAGCGAGUUUAUCAAGGUGUUGGAGAAGGUGGAUGUGGAACAGAAGAUGAGCAUCCGAUUCUUGCACUAAUAGAUGGCGCCGUUGACUGGAUUGAAUCUCAGCCACGCCAGUUGAAAAGCAAGACCCAACUCCCCUUCCCACCCCUUCAUCUCAACAUGCCAGGCCACUUAGGCCCUGCAGCACAUGCUUGCUGAGUGUCUGGUAGCUAGCCUUGUUCUCAGUUCAGCAUUUGCAACGUCAGACUCUCUGCCUUGCACUGCUGUGUGUGAUACAAAGGGAAUACUUGCGUGCCUUGGAAUUUUGUUUCUGACCAUCACCAUGGUUAUCCCUUGCCUAACCUUCCACUCCGUGUGAACCCUUAUUUAUUGUAGAUCUCCCAGUCAGGCAUUGGUAAUUAUGUUAGUGGUCCUAGUAGCAGUGGAAAGUUACCAUACACAGAUUCAGUUUUAGUGGAACAAAAAUACCUAAUAAGGCUUUAUGUGUAUCAUCGUUGUGGCAGAUGUUGUGCAGGCAGAAUGUUGUCUUGUCAUUUAAGGCCAAACGUAUCCAGCUAGUGGGAAUGAGUUAUUUAUUAACACAGUCAGGGAACAGCAUUACUUUUGCAGAGCUGUUUUAUGUCCCAGUCAGAUCUGACUUGUGAGUUAUCACUCCAGAUGCCAUUCAUUGAGGGCUACAUGCGAUAUGUCUUUUGUUUUGUUUUUUUGCCACUGCUGUUACCAUUUUGUCAUUUUUUUCUUCUUCUUUACAAUUGUACACACUGAAAGGCUGGUCUAACUUUGUCUCCCUUUCCGGCAAGCGACUUGGAAGAGAAGGCUCAGAUAGCAUGAAAACAGUAGAAGUUUCAGUUAGUUUCCUCAUUCUUGCACUGUGGCUGGCGUCAUUGUCAGGAUUUAUAUGAAUCUACAGUAACCCCACCCCACCCCCCAGUGUUCUCUCAUCUUAGCAUUCCAGGGACUCUUGUUCUGUGGUCUGUAGAUCUUUAAUUAAGGGCCCAUCAGUUUGAAACACAAAUGCCAUGGUCCAACUUCAAUUCUGAGUCCCAGAUUUAUGUAUUACUUUGUUUUGGUCCAAUGAAGUGCCAUGCUAUCACUCUCCACGCCUUCCUUGAUCACAUGGUUUCACUAGAAACCAAAUGGCUGUGGUUGUCAAGUUCCUUUAAGCAGGUUUGCUUCACUGCCAGUCGCUUUGACUCACCACAGAGUAUAUCCAACUGCACUGUAGGUAAAGUGGUUUGACCUUGACCAGGUGACGACAGAGCACAGAAAUCAAGGUCAGUACCACUUUGUCCCAGAGAACUGACUAUAUUAUCUGUUAGCAGUAGAUGACAAUUCUAGAUUACAUUUUCAGUCAAGAUCAAUUACCUUGUUUGUUUGUUUUAUAUAUAUAUAGAUAUAUUAUAUAUAAUUACAGUAGUUAGGGAAAGACUAGAUCAAGGUACUUUAACAAGGGGCUGUGACAACGUUUGAGUUGCUGGAAGUUGUCCUCAGUGUAUUGUGGAUGAGGGCAAAUGUAUCUUUUGAAGCUACAUUUAUGAAUUGAGUCGUCCUCUUUUAAGAGAUCACCGGCACAGAUUUUAAAUUAUCAGCGGCACUGCAUUGAUGCUAAAAGGUUUUGAAAAGUCUUUUAAAUUAGUUUUAUUAAAAAUGUGAUUUAUCAAUCAUACAUGAAUGGAAAAAUGUAAAGAAAUCUAUAACUCUUAAAUGAGGAUAUCAUUGAUGAUGGUGUAAGGUUUUUAAUUAAAAUAAAAUACAAGUGCCAUACUUGUUUGGAGUGUCAUGUCA